AUGGAUUCUCCAUGGCUCAUUGAUGACGCUUCUGGACUAUCUAACUUGCAAAAUGCAAUGUAUGAUGCACACAAGACUGUUUAUAAUGAAAAUGGCCACCAAGCUGUUUCCUAUACAACUUCUCUAGAAAAUGAUUCAAAAUUCACUGAUAUUCAAAAAACUAGUAUUGAACUAACUUCCGACCAGUUGCAUUUCUUGGAUUAUCGAUAA
Molecule: messenger RNA, 210 nt
Organism: Brugia malayi
Lineage: Eukaryota; Metazoa; Nematoda; Chromadorea; Rhabditida; Onchocercidae
Exons: 2
Coding region: 1-210 (69 amino acids)
Source: RefSeq, a predicted model, not a curated record